GACCUGUGCUCUUUCUGACACUUUCCCUGUUACGAGAAUCUUAUUUGCUGUGAAAACACGCAUUCGCACACUUUUUUUUAUUUUCCACCAGGGGAAGGGCCACAUGCUGGGGCUGAACAACAGUUGGUUUGUCCAGAGACGAAGGAACAGCUGAGGCCAGCGGGAAAAGCCUCCUCGUAGUUAGCCACAACAUCAGCUGCCUAUCUCACACACAGAGUAAACACACACUAUGAGGAAGUGGCAAAGUCAACACGCGCACCGCGACCGAAUCAUCGCAUUGGUAUUAUCCGGCCAGCUCAGCGCGUUAUAACCUGACAUGCCUUUAUUCUAGUUUAAUGCCAGGCUAUGAAUCAGCAUUCAAGUUGUUUGAGAUUAAAUAAGGUGAAGCCGGUGUGAGUCAGCGUCGAGUUGAUGACUCGCCGAAGCGUUUUAACAUUGGUCGGUGUUGUUGAGACCUGGUGGAGUCCGGUGACUCACAGGUAAUACACGAGUAAGAGUUUUGACAAGGUUUGAGUUUCUACUCUGACUCACGUUGGGGAAAUGAUCAGCCUGUGGUGGGUAGCCUGCUUGUAAGGCGAGCUGUGUGUGUGGGUCUGAAGGGCUUUGUAGUCAGAUGAGGCCUCUGCAGCUCACGUGUCGUCUUCUUAAUCUCGCCGUAAUAACGAACAGACUUCAUAAUGAAGGGAGAAGUGCGCUUGAUUGCUUUCAGAGCUGUGCGAUAAGUGUCUCUCUGGCUGUGCGUGUCAUUUGGUCUGUGCUUAGUUAAGUCUCUUCACUGAAGCACCCUCCGUCGUUAAUCCUCCGCAUUCUUGUGACACUGAAAUCAGUCUGCUCUCCUCCAGCUGCCGACCGACAAUUCCCAGAAUUCUGCAGUGCAGUGAGAGCAAACACCGGGGAUACGCGAUAAAGUACCCGGUCGCAGAGUGGAGGAUUCGUCUGACCUUAAACCUCAAUAGGAAGGAGAUCAAGCCACUUCAGAGAUGGAGCAGGUAUCAGAUGACGAGUUGGACCAUGGAGCAGAGGAGGACAGCGAUAAGGAGGACCAGGACCUGGACAAGAUGUUUGGAGCCUGGCUGGGAGAACUGGACAAGCUCACACAGAGUCUGGAUGAUGGGAAGCCACAGAAAGCCCUGCAGAAGCCUCCUCUCAGACAGGAGACCAACAUGGCCAACUUCUCCUACCGCUUCUCAAUGUACAACAUAAACGAGGCGUUGAACCAGGGAGACACAGUGGACCUGGAUGCCCUGAUGGCCGACCUGUGCUCCAUCGAGCAGGAGCUCAAUACCGUAUCCAAACCAAACUCCAUCUCUCGAGGCCAGGGUAAAGGCCAGCAGAGGACCGGCGUGGGCCGCGCUGCUAGUAGCAAGCACACAGGCACCAGUGGAGGGGGAAGCAGCGGAGGAAGUACCAGUAGCAGUACCAGGGCAUCGCCGGCCAACACGGUACGAGGCGGCAGCGUCAACGCUCGCCCCGCAGCCUCCAACAUCUCCCUCGAUGACAUCACUUCCCAGCUGGAGAAGGCCUCUCUCAGCAUGGACGAGGCGGCUCGUCAGACAUCCUCCUCUUCCUCCUCCUCUUCUUCCUCGUUCUCCUCCACCACGCUCCGGCGGCCCUCGUCGGGGUCCUCUGGCGGCGGGCAGCACCGCAGGGCGGGCUCUGUGGGCGCGGUCAGCGAGCAGGAGGCGCCGUCCCAGCGGUCGAGUGUCAAUUCAGCAUGUGCCUCAGCGUCCAGCAUGGACUCCCUGGACAUUGACAAAGUGUUGACGGGAGGAGAGGCGGAGGGCCAGAGCAGCUCGAACCCCCCGGGACCGAACCAGACCAGCACUGAGCAUGUCGUACUGCGGCGGGCCAAUGGUCAGCCGGCCAGGCGGCAGCUUGACUUCACCUCACAAGCGGGUGAAGUGGAUCGGGCCACUCACUCGUAUCUGGACCGAGAAACCUCACUCAUUUUGAAAAGCAUAGCUGGAAAGCCUUCUCACCUCCUGACCAAGGAGGAGCAAGCAGCCAAACUGAAGGCUGAGAAGAUCCGAGUCGCCCUGGAAAAAAUCAAGGAGGCUCAGGUUAAAAAGCUGGUGAUCAGGGUCCACAUGUCGGACGAGAGCUCCAAGACCAUGAUGGUGGACGAGCGGCAGUCCGUCAGGCAGGUGCUGGACAGCCUGCUGGACAAGUCACACUGUGGCUACAGCCCCGACUGGGCCCUCGUGGAAACCAUCACGGAGCUCCAGAUGGAACGUAUUUUUGAGGAUCACGAGAACCUGGUGGAGAAUCUGUUGAACUGGACCCGGGACAGCCACAACAAGCUCAUGUUCAUCGAGCGCAUCGAGAAAUACGCUCUUUUCAAAAACCCACAGAACUAUUUGCUGGGGCGGAAGGAGACAUCAGAGAUGGCAGACAGGAAUAAAGAGGCUCUAUUAGAGGAGUGUUUCUGUGGCGGCUCGGUGUCUGUGCCGGAGAUCGAGGGCAUCCUGUGGCUGAAGGAGGACGGGAAGAAGUCGUGGAAGAAGCGUUACUUCCUCCUCAGGGCUUCUGGGAUCUAUUACGUCCCAAAGGGCAAAGCCAAGGCCUCCAGAGAUCUCGUGUGCUUCCUGCAGUUGGACCAUGUUAACGUGUAUUAUGGCCAGGACUACCGCAGCAAAUACAAGGCUCCCACUGACUACUGCCUGGCCCUCAAGCAUCCACAAAUCCAGAAGAAGUCGCAGUACAUCAAGUACUUGUGCUGCGAUGAUGUCAGGACCCUGCACCAGUGGGUGAAUGGAAUCCGAAUCGCCAAGUAUGGAAAGCAGCUUUAUGGGAACUACCAGGAAGCCAUGAAGAGAACAGAGGCGGCCUAUGAUUGGUCGUCUCUCUCCACCUCCAGCAUUCGAUCAGGCUCCAGCUCUGCCAGCAUACCUGAGUCCCAGUCCAAUCAUUCAGGACAGUCGGACAGUGGUGUGGACUCAGGCUCCUCUCAUGGCCGCUCCCAGAGUGUGGUGAGCUCCAUCUUCUCUGAGGCCUGGAAGAGAGGGACCCAGAUCGAGGAGAGCUCCAAGCAGAUAAGAAUGGAGGCAUCCAGAGGAGCCACCCUGCCGCAUGCUUCCCACAGUCACCGGCAUCACAGCCAGCACUCAAUGGACCACCCAGCCCUGACGCCCCCUCCUCAGACUCAUCCCCAGGCCCAAACACCACCCCCACCACAGCCUCAGCACCCACCAGUGCACCCCCAGACACUGGUCCAACCACAACAGCAGCACCUGCCGCCUCAGUCUCCUCAACAGGCCCCGCAGCCUCUGCCCCAAUCGCCUCAGCGCCCUCAGCCACCGCCGCCAAAGUCUCCGCAGCAGCAGCAGCAGCAGCAGCCACAGGCCUUAAGUGGCUACCACCACAUGCCCCCCCCACAGCAGCAGCAGCAACAGCCACAGGCCGUCAGUGACUACCACCACAUGCCCCCACCACAGCAGCAGCAGCAGCAGCAACAGCCACAGACUGUCAGUGACUACCACCACAUGCCCCCACCGCAGCAGCAGCAGCAGCAACAGCCACAGACUGUCAGUGACUACCACCACAUGCCCCCACAGCAGCAGCAGCAGCAGCAACAGCCACAGACUGUCAGUGACUACCACCACAUGCCCCCACAGCAGCAGCAGCAGCAGCCACAGACUGUCAGUGGCUACCACCACAUGCCCCCACCACAGCAGCAACCACAGGCCGUCAGUGACUACCACCACAUGCCCCUGCAGCAGCAGCAACAGCCACAGACCGUCAGUGGCUACCACCACAUGCCCCCACCGCAGCAGCGGCAGCAGCAGCAGCAACAGCCACAGACUGUCAGUGACUACCACCACAUGCCCCCGCAGCAGCAGCAGCAGCCACAGACCGACAGUGACUACCACCACAUGCCCCCACCACAGCAGCAGCCACAGACCGUCAGUGACUACCACCACAUGCCCCCGCAGCAGCAGCGGCAACAGCCACAGGCCUUCAGUGACUACCAACACAUGCCCCCCCCACCACAGCAGCCACAGACCGUCAGUGACUAUCACCACAUGCCCCCACCACAGCAGCCACAGGCCGUCAGUGACUACUACCACAUGCCCCCACCACAGCAGCAGCCACAGACCGUCAGUGGCUACCACCACAUGCCCCAAACACAGCAGCAGCCGCCAGCUCCUCCGCCCCCACCUCCUCCUCCACCGCCACCUCCCCCUCCGCCACCGCCGGUUCAAAGUGUGUCGCACCACUCGCCAGCUGUCACCAUGUACAAGUUCAGCACGAUCAACAGGCUGCAGAACCAGAACUCCUCGCAGACGGCCAAUCACCACAGGCUGCAAGUCCUGCCCCCAGCUCCAAAACCACCAGUUGCUAAAGUGUCCAUCAAACCCAAUGUGAACCACAUUGCUGCAAGGACUAAUGUCCCGCCUCCCCCGCCGCCACCUCCUCCGCCAUCCAUGCCCACCCCUGGGUCAGCCAUGGCCUCGCUGAGGCUCGGUCCUCCCAGCCUAGCCCCCCCACCUGCCUUCGUGCCUCCGCCCCCAGCUCCUCCUGCUCCAUACACCAAUGGUUUUGCAUUUCCUCCUCCACCCCCGCCUGGUCCUGCUCCCAUGAGCCAGCCCGUUUACUCCAUUGGGCUGAAGCAGGCGCUGAAGGAAAGGUUCCCCAGCCCGCCACGGGACCUCUUGUCUCCGAGUGGAGACCUCGACGAGUACCCACCGCCUGCCCCCGCACCACCACCGCCACCUCCUCCUCCACCGCCCCCACCACCUCCUCCCCCUCCCCAGCAGUUCCCAGUGCCAGCUCAGUUUCCACCCCCUCCGGCGCCACCUCCAGCACCACCCAAAACCUUCACCCCAGGUUUUAUCCCUCAUGCUCCCCCCAAGCCUGUGUCACCUGUCUCCCCUUUCCCUCCUGCUCCACCCUAUGCCGCCUUAGGGGGCCCUGCCCCAGCCCCACCACCACCUCCACCCCCACCUUCAUCUGGAGCCUUCAAGAAGCAGUUCAGCCUCCACGCAGGGCACACCUCCAGCCAACCACCUCGGACUCUGCCCAAGCAGCACAGCCUCUCUAAACCACCCAUGUCCACAGGAGCCCCUCCCACCAUAUCUUUAGUGAAACAACUGGCCAGUCAGUUUCCAGGAGCCCCCUCCCAAGUAGCCAACCACACAGAGAGCCCCAAAGCCCCCCUCUCACCACCUGCAGUCAAGACCAAACCAAGAUGGCAGCCAGGGGGUGUCCAGCAGCUUCAGUCUCCUGAGUUCCCUCCUCCUCCUCCAGACAGCAACGCUGGUUUCCCUGCUGCCCCUGCUCCCCCUGCUCCCCCUCCGCCGCCUCCCCCAGCACCUGUAACUGGCCCGACUCCGCCCCCUCCUCCCCUCCCCCCUGGAAACCUUGACUCCACCAUGAGGGCACCGUCUGGCUCUUCCAACUUUGGAGGCAAGAAAGCACCUCCUACCCCCAGCAGGAACUCCAGCGUGAAGUCCGAUUCCUCAGGCUCGUAUGAGGAAUCCAGGAGGAACUUGCUCAGUAAGUUUGCCCCCAAGAGCAACACCCCACCUUCAUCCCCUUGUCCCACCUCCUCCUCUACUGGAUCUCCCUCAAAGGACCACUCAGCUGGACCCCGCGCUCCCCCGAAACCAGGCAAGCUCAACCUGGCCAACUUGCCCAUGGGCCUCCAGUCCAAAGUGAGCCAGGUAAAGCAGUCCAGCGGCAACUUCCCUUCCCCACCACCCGAUUGUGCCUACUUCCCACCUCCUCCCCCAGCCACAGAUAUCUUCCCCCCUCCUCCCCCUCCUGGUGACACCCACAGCGGAGGGCCUCCGCGGGUAGCCGUGGUGAAUCCUCAGCCCCAGGCUCCCCCUCCUCCACCGCCCGUCUCCCUUGUCAGCAACUCAACAUGGGGAAAGAGUUCCCUGAAAAAGACUCCUCCACCCACACUUGUGCGGCGCAGUAACAACACCCCGGAGCCCCCUCCCCUUUCGCCCCCUCCGACCUCCCCGAAGGGCAGCUCAGGCCAGCCCAAUUUCUUGGAUGAUCUCCACCGGACACUGAAGCGAAAGUCGGUGGGACGGCAGGGUUCUCUCACCUCUGCCGGCCUCUCAGGCAAGUUGGAACCUUCCGGGACCAUGGACGACAUGGCGCUGCCUCCACCGCCCCCCGAGCUGCUUCAGGACCAAGGAAUGCAAAGCAACGGAGGAAACGGUGGCUACAUGUCCGGAAACAUCUCAGGCUAUGCAACGCUGCGACGAGGACCCCCACCUGCACCACCUAAACGUGGUGACGGCACCAAACUUACUGGAGAGUGUUGAACUCCGAGACAAGGACGCUAUGAAGACGGACGAACAGACAGUGAAAGAAUAUAUUGAAGUGAACAUUCAUAAGUGAACUGGGAGCUAAAUCCUGGAUACCUUCUGUCCUCUUGGGACCACAAUGAUAAAUGGAUGACUGUGUAUAUAUGAAAACCUAAAACCAGACCGUGGUCAGUGAGUGUUUGCUAAUUAUUGCAUUUUCGUUAACAUGCUCGGCGCUCCAGAUCAGUGAGGUUUACAAUAUUGGAACAAUUAAGACUGGAGCAGGCAGGUUUGAGGUCACAUAAAAGUCCUUUUCUGCCAUUAGCUAUACUCUCUGGAACAAACUGUAUUGCCCUGUAUUGUAACCCCCCCCCCCCCCCGUCACCCACUCGCUGUUCCGGUGUGCCAAGCAGAUUUAAUACAAACACUCGUAAGAUUUGUGCAAAUGUUACUGGAUCCAAGUCUGAGCCGAACCACGUAUCCGCAUAUUUUCCAUAAGUUUGUGCCACGUACUGGAAACAAAAAAAAAACCAUCAGGAUCAUUCUGCUUUGGUACUGCAUGGACCUCAUGUAACAAGAAGCUGUAAAACAUGAAGCUGUUCUGGUGUGUGUGCAUGUGUGUGAGCGAGAGAGAGAGAGAGAGAGAGAGAGAGAGAGACUGAAUAUGCACACAGGCAUUGUGUGCAUGCAUGUGUGGUGGCGAAACAGUGAAGUGUUGGGGAUGGCCUUUGUGGAGUGGUUUGCUUUUUAUAUGAAAUUAUUUAAUGAUUGAUAAAUGGAAGGAUUUUCUUUUUCUUUUCUUUUCUUUUUUUUUUUACAAGUCUGUCUUUUAACAGCUGGUCAACAAAGUCUAGAGAGGGAGAUAACAAUUAGGCCGCAAUGGAAUGUACCUGGAAGGCAUAUUUAAAAACUGUAAGAAUUAAUGAACAGCUAAAAUCCUCAAAAUGCAAACUAGAAGGAAGCCUUUUACCAAAAGUCUGGACUGUGCAACUGGAGAGACAAAACGUUUCAUUUAAUGCAAACUUAUACUGGACUUGUGUAAAUGGAGGGGGGGGGGGGGGGCUAUUGUGGUGUUUUCUGUGUGAGUUCGCUGUUGCUCUUUAGGAAGCUCAUCCUUCAGUUUGUGUACAGUUGCGGCCGCUCCUCUGUUGCUGCUGGUCCUCGCCGCCCGCCGUCUUAAAGAGAAAACUCCCAAUCCAGGAAGUACAGAUCGGAUUCGGCCACGUGAAGUCAACACAUCUCUCCAUUGGGAAACAGAUGCAUUUGUCUGGUUGAUGUAGAGAGCGUUCAUAUCGUGAGGUCGGCGACAGGAAUCAUUCGAGUUGCUUUAGACUGAAUGUUGCUUCGAGUCUGGUUUCCUCCUUGUGCCAUUACUGCUUCAGCCCUUAUUGCACAGGCACUAAGGUCACCUCCUAUUGUACCUACAGAGUGGAUCAUGAAGGGUUUUCAUCUCUAGCCUUCAGUUUUUUUAAAGGGUGCUAUGUUUUCCUUCAGGAACUCGACAUGUGCCAGGUUGACAUAUCAUUCGAAUCUCACACUAUUUAAACUGGUUUUAAAUUGGCUGCAGCGCGGAAUCGCUUCAACACUAUAACAGCUCCGAGGAGAUCUUCUGUAUUUUAAUUUAACUUGUUCAUUUGUCUCCCGCUCAGCCGCUCGAAGGCAGUGUACCGUUUCUUUUUGAGUGUCAUCGUCUUUGACAGGAUUGUUUGCUACAGUACAGUAUGUAAGUUAUUGAUGUGCUGAUGUGAACAUGUGGGGGGGAGGGAGGCCAAACCAAGUGAAGACAAGUGGUUGCAGAGAAGAGUCAAACGUGUCCUCUUGCAUAUAAACUGAAAAAUCACAAUAUAAAUGUUCGAAUCAGACCUCAA
Messenger RNA from Pleuronectes platessa (European plaice), 8128 nucleotides. RefSeq names its product Ras association (RalGDS/AF-6) and pleckstrin homology domains 1b (gene raph1b). The coding region runs from base 981 to 6278 and encodes 1765 amino acids. Gene Ontology annotation, cellular component: plasma membrane; cytosol. The record is from RefSeq and is a predicted model, not a curated record. NCBI's taxonomy places the organism in Eukaryota, Metazoa, Chordata, Actinopteri, Pleuronectiformes, Pleuronectidae. The transcript has 18 exons. Gene Ontology annotation, biological process: signal transduction.